AUGGCUGAAGACUCCACCGCCGCCUGGCCCAUCGCCGACGAGACUCUCUCCCAGAGCCUCCUCGACCUCGUCCAGCAAGCCGGACACUACCGCCAGAUCAAGAAGGGUGCCAACGAGACCACCAAGACCCUGAACCGUGGUACCUCCGAGCUCGUCGUCCUUGCCGCCGACACCACCCCCCUCCCCAUCAUUCUCCACCUUCCCCUGCUGUGCGAGGACAAGAACGUCCCCUACGUCUACGUCCCCAGCAAGAUGGCUCUCGGUCGUGCCACCGGUGUUUCCCGCCCCGUCAUCGCCGUCUCCAUCACCACCAACGACGCCAGUGACCUCGCUGCUUCCAUUCGCGAGAUCAAGCUCCAGGUCGAGCGUCUCAUGAUCUAA
Molecule: messenger RNA, 381 nt
Organism: Penicillium antarcticum
Lineage: Eukaryota; Fungi; Ascomycota; Eurotiomycetes; Eurotiales; Aspergillaceae
Exons: 2
Coding region: 1-381 (126 amino acids)
Biological process (GO): maturation of SSU-rRNA; ribosome biogenesis; mRNA splicing, via spliceosome
Cellular component (GO): U4/U6 x U5 tri-snRNP complex; precatalytic spliceosome; box C/D methylation guide snoRNP complex
Molecular function (GO): RNA binding
Source: RefSeq, a predicted model, not a curated record